This is a messenger RNA of Symbiodinium necroappetens, 1167 nucleotides long. Lineage: Eukaryota; Dinophyceae; Suessiales; Symbiodiniaceae. The record is from the annotation of a GenBank genome assembly.
AUGAGACUGUCCCAGCUCGGGGACGAGGACGAGCUGUUCCUCAGCCUGGUGGUGCACCGCGCAUCCUUUGUUGCUACCGCAUCGGAUGAUGGCACAGCUCGCAUCUGGCACACUCACCGAGGCAAUUGUGUUCACACACUCGAAGGUCACGGAGACGUCGUGCGCUCGGCCGUUUUUUCUCCUGAUGGCUACUUCGUGCUAACAGCAACAUCUGCCGGCAAUGCCAAGAUCUGGAAUGUGCUGACAGGACAGUGUGUGCGGGCACUGCCGGUGCAAACCUACGCCUUGUCUCUGGCGGUCUUCAAUGCUGACUCUUCUCUGGUGCUCACUGCAGCCAUCGACGGGACGGCGAAGAUCUGGCGGGUGCCAUGUGGCGGCUGCUUUCAGACAUUGCGGGGCCACCAAGGCACUGUAACCUCUGCGGAGUUCUCCAAAGACGGCACUCAGGUGCUCACUGGGUCCUGGGACAAGACCGCGAAGAUUUGGCUUGUAGCACCGACCGGCCGUGAGCAGAACCAUGCGGAGGACUGCAGAGCAGACCUCGGCUCCUGCCUGGGCUGCGUUGGCUUUUUCCUCAAGUCCUGGUGUCAGACGCGCAACGAUCGCCUCUGCCUUCGUACACUCCGCGGGCAUAGUCAUGCAGUACUCUCGGCUGCCUAUGCUCCUGACGGUGAUGCCGUGCUAACCGCCUCUGUGGAUGGCACCGCGAGGAUAUGGCGCGGAGGUGAGACCAUACAAAUCCUAGAGGGACAUGGCCUGGGAGUUUUCUCGGCCGUCUUCUCAGUGGAUAGCCGCUUGAUUCUGACCGCCUCGUGGGACCGCACAGCAAAGAUCUGGGAGGUCGCCUCUGGCGUGUGUCUCAGGACGCUGAAAGGCCAUGGACUACCGGUUCGUUCUGCUGUGUUCUCUGCGGAUGACGCUGCCGUACUCACUGCCUCGGAUGACGGUAGUGCAAAAAUUUGGAGUGUGAAGACCGGGACGUGCCUGCGAACUUUGGUCAGGCCGGGGCACUUCGUUCGCGUGGCGCUUUUCAGCCCUGACGCAACCUUGGUCCUCACGUCCUUCGAGGAUGGAACAGCCCAGCUUUGGGAUCCUUGCACAGGGGACUGCCUGCAAACCCUGUCUGGCCACGACCAGUCGGUGAAGUUCGCGCGCUUCUCGCCGUAA